Molecule: messenger RNA, 393 nt
Organism: Trypanosoma theileri
Lineage: Eukaryota; Euglenozoa; Kinetoplastea; Trypanosomatida; Trypanosomatidae
Exons: 1
Coding region: 1-393 (130 amino acids)
Source: RefSeq, a predicted model, not a curated record
AUGAUGAUGAUGCACUGUGUGAUGUGUGUGUUGGCCGUUGUGCUGUGCUGUGCCUGCGGGUAUACCAUGGCGGCUGCUGCUGCUGUUGAUAAUGACAGUCCCAGUGGCCGUGGUGUAUCCCGUGGGGCUGUGNAUCCCUACAGUCUAACUAAUCUUCCACCUGUUGGGAUUCCUCUUCUUUUUUUUUGUUUCUUAAUGUUAAUCUGUGUUUUGUGUAUGUUUUUGCUCUCUCUGUGUUUAUCCUAUAAUAAUUGUUAUUGCUACUCCAUUGUGUGUGUGUGUGUGUUCUUGGAGACUCUCUCUGUGUGUGUGCAUCUGGGCUUGCACUAUGAUAAUGAUGAUGAUGAACUGCUUUUUGCAGUGAGGGAAAAAGGAAAUAAUAAUAACAGAUGA